Hyla sarda is the source of this 2614-nucleotide messenger RNA. It is a transcript of the gene PUS10, whose product is annotated as pseudouridine synthase 10. The transcript has 18 exons. The coding region runs from base 187 to 1731 and encodes 514 amino acids. Gene Ontology annotation, biological process: tRNA pseudouridine synthesis. Gene Ontology annotation, molecular function: pseudouridine synthase activity; RNA binding. The record is from RefSeq and is a predicted model, not a curated record. Lineage: Eukaryota; Metazoa; Chordata; Amphibia; Anura; Hylidae.
UCCCCCGGGUACAUGUGACAGAACAGUUCGGUCCGUCUGUGUUUUUGUACUUGCACGUUUUGUAGUUGUGCAGGACUGAACUCUGACGAUUAUCGCCUCCUAAUUUACCCAUAAGCCGACUUGCUCCUGUCCAGCACUUUGUAGGUUCCUGUAUCUCACCAUCAUCCAGGGUAUAGACCAGAUAAAAUGCUGCUGAUAGAAGAAAAGUAUAAACCAGUUGCUAAACUCUUAUUGUCUUCCGGAACAUGCCCAAGAUGUGUCCUCCGUUUGUGCUGCGUUGGAUUCCCAGCACCCUAUCGGCUUCCAUACAAGGAACUGGCUGAUGAGCUCUGGAAGUUCCUGGCAAGUGAUGGAGAUAUUUCGCCACCAAGUAAGAAGAUCCGGUUGGACGAUUCCCUAGAGUGUGAGAGCGCGACACAGGUCCCCGGAGAUGAUGAAGACACUGAUGUAUCUGAAGACUCUCAGACCUGCAAUCUGUGCUUGGGGAUUCUGCAGCACCAUUGCAGUAAGGAGUUUGUUAAAAAGAUUUUCCAUAAAGUCCAGUCCGCUGGGUAUGAGUUUCAGGACUUUGUUUUCCCAGUGUCUCUGCCGGCACAACUGUUAGUAAGAGAGCAUUCUGCAUGGCUGGAAGCACAACAGGAAAUGAGAAAGCAAGAUCGAGUCCUGGAAAAAGCAGACAUUAUCCAACUAAAAGAGGCCUACAAAUGGAUAAUUCACCCUAUGAUCUCCGAGGAGUUGGGGGUACAAGCAGUGAGCAAGAGUUUGUUUGAAGUCGGGGUGGUGUUUUGUCACCAAGAAACAGAUGAGGACUGCCACUUCCUGGCCACAGUAUGUAAGGACUGUUUUAAACCUGCCAAAAAUAAACAAUCUGUCUUCACUAGAAUGGCUGUUGUGAAGGCUCUAGACAAGAUAAAAGACAAUGAUUUCUGCAUUCACUUCCCAUGGCCUCCAUCUUUGCCAAAGACAACAUGUCAACUUGUUGAUAUCCAGUGCAACCAUGCGUCCGUUUUCGUGGCAGGUAGAUAUAACAAAUUUUCAAGGAAUUUGCCUCAAACACCCUGGGUUAUUGAUGGUGAGAGAAAAAUGGAGUCUUCAGUGGAGGAAUUGAUUACCGAACAGCUUAAGGCAUUGUUUAAAGCGGACAGUUUUAACUUCUCAUCUUCAGGGAGAGAGGAUGUAGAUGUCAGGACCCUUGGGAGAGGACGGCCAUUUGCUAUUGAACUUGUAAAUCCUCAUAGAGUCACGUUCACAAAGCAAGACAUGAAAGAUCUUCAGCAGAAAAUAAACAACACUGACAAAAUCAAAGUCCGGGAUCUGCAGAUUGUUACUAGGGAGGCAAUGGCGCACAUGAAGGAAGGGGAAGAAGAGAAGACUAAGUGCUACAGUGCGCUAAUCUGGAUAGAAAAACCCAUAGGCAAAGAAGACAUAGAAUUUCUCAAUGACAUAAAGGAGUUGACUCUCGCACAAAAAACUCCUCUCAGAGUCCUUCACAGACGACCCCUGGCUUCACGAUCCAGAAAUAUUCACACUAUGAAAACAGAGUAUGUGGAUGAACACCAUUUUCGUCUGUAUUUAAAGACACAGGCUGGGACCUAUAUAAAAGAGUUUGUUCAUGGUGACUUUGGGAGAACAGUUCCAAACAUUGGCUCUAUGAUGAAAACUACAGCUGAUAUUCUAGAGCUGGAUGUGGAGUCUGUGGAUGUGGAUUGGCCGCCUGCUGUAGAAGACUAACAUUUUACAAGAGUUUACUUUGGCCUUGGAAGAAUAAAGAUAACCAUGUGUACAUUGGCAUAACAGUGCACGAAAAAUCUUGGAUCAUGUUGAUCUGUUAUUUUCUGUGGUUUACGGUCAAUGGCAUUCUAUGACAAUUAUGUUUAUUCAUGAAAAAAGAAAAACAAGGAAAUGAAUUAUUUAAUGCUUAGAAAUAGCAUACUGCAGCAAAUAACAUUAUAUAAGACCUGUUGGUAUAGUAUAUCCAAAGGAUAGGGGAUAAGAUGUCUGAUCACGGGGGUCCUGCCGCUGGGGACUACCGCAAUCUCCGGGCCGGCAGCGGCGGCGCCCGGAACACGGAAGCUUGAAGCUUCCGUGUUCGGGACGCCACGCUCACUCCAUAGACAUGAAUGAAGGGGGCAUGCGGCUCUAGUGGCCAGUCAUAUGGCACCGAGCGGAGUUCACCGGAAGACUGGGGUGCCGCAGCAGAAAUUGCAACGGGACCCCCGUGAUUAGAUAUCUUAUCCCCUAUCCUUUGGAUAGGGGACAAGAUUUUUUCCGGCGAGGUACCCCUUUAAGAAAACAGCACAGCAUAUAACUGCAAGAAGCAGUGGCCAGGAAUCUGAAAACAGCCGAAUGAGAAGUUCACGUGUUUCCCAUAGACAUGUUGCUGGCUGUUUUCAGAAUCCUAGUUUUAGACAUAGGUGCAGGACACAGAGGUCGGACCCACCUCUAUAAGACAUCCUAUGUAUAUGCCAUAAAUGUCUAAAAUGGAAAUAGCCCUUUAAAUGCAUCAAACUGUGAACAGUAAUGUGAACUGUGUGCUUUGUACUCAUGAUUCACUGUAAAUUCUAUGUACAUUUUUUUUGUUUCACAACUUAUUAUUCAAGAAUAAAAUGCCUAA